GGCAUUAAUAUUCAUGAUGCACCUUCUCCAUUCCCUCCAUAUGAGCGGCCAGGCAAACACAUCCCUGGUGAGUGAAUUCAUCCUGUUGGGUCUCUCCCAGAAUCCAGAUCUCCACCUACCGCUGUUCUGUCUUUUCACCGGGCUCUAUAUUGUGACCCUCGGUGGUAAUCUGCUCAUUAUUACUCUGAUCCGUACAGACCCGAGACUUCAUAAGCCCAUGUAUUUCUUUCUAGAAAACUUGUCCUUUUUAGACUUUUUGUUAAUAUCCGUCACUGUCCCCAAAAUGCUGGACAAUCUGGUAAAAAACAAACAGUCAAUUUCCUUCACCGGCUGCAUCAGCCAAAUCCACUUUUAUCAAGUGUUUAUGGUGGCCGAGUGUUUUAUCCUGGCCAUAAUGGCUUAUGACCGCUAUCUGGCUAUUUGCCAGCCGUUAAGGUAUCCCCUCGUGAUGACCAGGUGCGCGUUGGACUUGCUGGUGGCUUCCUGCUGGAUUAUCGGCCUGGCUUAUUCUUUUGCAAAAACCACCUUAAUGCUAAAUGUAGUCUUUUGUGGACCCAACGUGCUCAACAGCUUCUUCUGCGAUGCUCCUCCACUAUUUGAACUUGCCUGCUCAGACACAUCCGACCUGGACCUCUUCCAGUUUACGGCUGGAGUGUUUGUCGGACCUUUCCCCGCCAUGACGGUUGUGGUUUCCUACAUCCCCAUCAUUUACGCUAUAAUUAGAAUAAAGUCUGCACAAGGGCGGACUAAAACCUUCUCCACAUGCGCUUCUCACUUGGUUGUGGUUGCACUUUUUUAUGGGUCGGGGAUAUUCAGCUACGUCAUCCGGCCGAGGAUAAGCCAGCAGAACCAGAUGGACCUUGUUGUUACGGUCACAUACGCGGUCAUAGCGCCCAUGCUAAACCCUUUUAUCUACAGCCUUCGGAACAAGGAAAUGCUUUGUGCCCUAAAGAGGUUAUUCAGACAAAAGAAUGUUUAAUAUUUUGUAUAUUUUAUAACAUUAUUCCAGAGAUUGUUGUCUUGUUAGCAGAGCAUGUGAGAAGUUGGAUAAGUGAAGGAGGGACUUCAUAUAUUAUGUUACUUACAGGUUCAUUUUUAUUCCUCGAAUCAGAUUAAAAGUAUGU
Molecule: messenger RNA, 1124 nt
Organism: Spea bombifrons (plains spadefoot toad)
Lineage: Eukaryota; Metazoa; Chordata; Amphibia; Anura; Pelobatidae
Product: olfactory receptor 151-like
Exons: 1
Coding region: 17-979 (320 amino acids)
Biological process (GO): G protein-coupled receptor signaling pathway
Cellular component (GO): membrane
Molecular function (GO): olfactory receptor activity; G protein-coupled receptor activity
Source: RefSeq, a predicted model, not a curated record